AUGGCGCCACCUGGCCAGUUGCUGGAGACGCUGGAGACAAGCAUGUUUCUGUCGUCGGUUCUCAACCCGGCGGGCAUAGAAAGCACCAGCGACCAAGACUUCUGGGAAGAAAUCCACACGACGCAUGGCGACGACAUGGCUUUGGCGAUGCGUGCUGAUGAAAGCGCAGCUACGGCCGUGUCGCUUUCUGAACCGCUAUCCCUCGAGACAGGUGGUGGCGAGAUGCGAGCAGAAUCCAACAGCUGCUCCUGUCUCCUGAGCUCCAUAUCGUUUCUCGGCAAGCUGCCCUCCAUGUUCACCUCGCCAGAGAACCGCAUAGAUCUCAAAUUGGCCGAAAUCCGCACGUCAAUGGACAAGCUAGCCAAUUUGACGACAUGCGACAAGUGCACACAGCACGCAGAGCUCACCAUGGUCUUGAUCAUGGCGGUACAGCAAAUCAGUGUCAACUGCUGGAAGCUUGCCAAAUGUUAUAAAUCAAUCCGUCUCCGUCCCCUCGGCGGUGUCGACGACAACAGCUCGCCCGGUCACGGGCAGCGGGAAGCCGAGCAUGAUGCCUCUUGCACUGCUUGUCCCGUCGGCAUCUCCGUGUCUACGUAUCGCGUCAACCGGCGCGAGGGCCAAAUCCUGCUCAAAAUCCUGGUGGAUUUGCAACUUGUGGAGUUUCAGCAACAUGUUCAUAAAAUAAAGUCACGAUGUCGCCACAAUCUGCAUCAGGGCGACGGAGAGGCCCUAGCUGACACUGAGAGAUACAUGAAGCGAGCACGGGAUAUUAUCAGCCGGUCUUCCUAA
Emericellopsis cladophorae is the source of this 789-nucleotide messenger RNA. RefSeq lists its product as uncharacterized. Bases 1 to 789 code for a protein of 262 amino acids. The record is from RefSeq and is a predicted model, not a curated record. NCBI's taxonomy places the organism in Eukaryota, Fungi, Ascomycota, Sordariomycetes, Hypocreales, Bionectriaceae. The transcript has a single exon.